AUAGAGCACAAUGUGUUUCCAACUCUGACAGUAUUUACACUUCUUUAAAAAAGAAAAGAAGAAAAAAAAGGAUCUUACAGAACCAGCGUUUUACCUUCUAAAGAAUUUAAGCAUCACCUGUCGUGUGUUGGUUUGAGGGAAUUAGCAAAGUGUCUGUGCGGCACCAUGUCUGUGGUCAGAAUCCUGUUCUGUUGGCUGCUAACGUUUCAUCUCAAUGAGGGGAAGAAAAUGAGAGGAAACAAAGCAGGUGCAGUGGACGGAGAGCAGAGGGUAGUCCCGAGGCUGAGCGAGCCGUACGUCAGCAGCUCAGUCUUCAGGAUGUUUUUAGAAGGUGAGGACAACUGCACACUGGAUCCUCUGCAGCUGCACACGCUCACCUCCUGUGGCUUCAACAGCAGUAAUCCCAUCAUCAUCAUCACUCACGGGUGGUCGAUCGAUGGUAUGAUGGAGAACUGGGUGUUCAGGUUAGCCACAUCCCUGAAGACAAAUCUAAUCGACGUCAACGUGGUGAUUACCGACUGGUUGCUCCUGGCUCACACGCACUACCCCACGGCCGCACAGAGCACUCGCACUGUUGGAAAAGACAUCGCUCACCUGCUGCAGUCCCUUCAGGUACACUACCGGUACCCAGUUAGAAAGGUUCAUUUGAUUGGCUACAGCCUCGGGGCUCACAUCUCUGGAUUUGCUGGAAGUUAUCUGGAAGGUUCAGAGAAGAUUGGAAGAAUUACAGGUCUCGAUCCAGCGGGGCCACUUUUUGAAGGCAUGUCUCCGACAGACAGACUGUCUCCUGACGAUGCUGAAUUUGUGGAUGCUAUCCACACCUUCACCCAGAAACAUUUGGGCCUCAGUGUGGGCAUCAAGCAGGCCGUGGCACAUUAUGACUUCUACCCCAACGGAGGGGACUUCCAACCUGGAUGUGAUCUGCAUAGUAUUUACGGCCACGUCUACGAGUACGGGCUCCUCGGCUUCGAGCAGACAGUGAAAUGUGCUCAUGAGCGGUCCGUCCACCUCUUCAUCGACUCGCUGCUGAACAAAGACAAACUGAGCAUGGCUUACAGGUGCAGGAACAAAACGGCCUUUGACAAGGGCGUCUGUCUGGCCUGUCGGAAGCAUCGCUGCAACACACUGGGCUACGACAUCCAGAAGGUCCGGACUAGCUCCAGCUGGAAGUUCUUCCUGAACACACGCUCGCAGAUGCCUUACAAACUCUAUCAUUACCAGUUUAGGAUCCAGUUGGUCAACCAGAUGGAGGAGAUCGAGCCCUCUCUUAUCAUCUCUCUCACUGGAACAAAGGAGGAGAGUGGGGACGUCCCCAUCAUGAUCACUGGAACCAGUUCAGGGAAUAAGACGCACACCUUCCUGAUCACCCUGGACAGAGACUUAGGGGAUCUGAUGUUGCUUCACUUGCACUGGGAAGGAUCGGCUCUGUGGAAGAACAUGUGGAACCGGAUGAAGAACAUCAUUCCCUGGGGCGGCCAGGAGAGGAAGCCACUGCUGACUCUGGGCAAGAUCAGCGUCAAAGGAGGCGACACGCAGGAGAGGACAUCCUUCUGCGCCCUGACCAAUGAUGGACAUCGUGUUGAAGUGGCACGAGAUGAAGUGUUUGUGCGCUGUAAAGAUAACACGCCAAAGCAGCACAGACGAAAGCACAACUAGGCUCUUCAUCCGUGGAACAGACUCAAGAUCUCUGAUGGAUGGAAUAGGAGUUCACAGUUGCAUGAACGUCCACAAACUCCUCAAAGUGAGGCUGUGCAGAUUUAGGGAAUAAUUUAGAAAUGAUUGUCUGACGGAUGUAUGUGAAAUUAUGAAUAAGCUAAGCAUUGCACACUGUACUUUGAGUAACAAGCCCAUAUUUACAUGUUUGCCUUCAUACUAAUGUCUUUGUUGAACGUUUGCCAAUUCAAAUAUUAACCAGACAGUAAACGCAGUCGGACGUUCAAUGACCUUUUGAUGUUAAUUCCUAAAAGAUGUAUAUGAAUUUCUUUCUUUGCGUGUAUGUAAAACGAUCAAUCUCCUUUUUUUUAAACCUC
Pseudoliparis swirei is the source of this 2030-nucleotide messenger RNA. RefSeq names its product lipase, hepatic a (gene lipca). Gene Ontology annotation, molecular function: triacylglycerol lipase activity; apolipoprotein binding. The transcript has 9 exons. Bases 166 to 1656 code for a protein of 496 amino acids. Gene Ontology annotation, biological process: lipid metabolic process. The record is from RefSeq and is a predicted model, not a curated record. Lineage: Eukaryota; Metazoa; Chordata; Actinopteri; Perciformes; Liparidae.